UGCUUCCAAACUGCCCGAAGCUCUGCUUCCACUCCCGUCCUUCCUGAAGUGACUUUUUGCCUUAGAGACAACAUUCCCUUAGACUUCCAGAAGCUAGAGAAGGAAAUGGACUCAGCGUUCAUUGAGGAUGUGGCUGUGGUCUUUAGCCAGGAAGAGUGGGCUUUGCUGGAUCUUGCUCAGAGGGUACUCUACAGAGAUGUGAUGAUGGAAACCUUCAGAAACCUGGCCUCAGUAGUCUCUCGAAACCUUAUUGAAGGAGAAAAGUUAUCCAGUGAACAUAGGAUGGUGCAAUUCAUGAAGAGUAACACCUGGUUCUCCAUGUUAGGAGAAAUCUGUGAAGCACAUGGGAGUAAAGAUCAGCAUAAGGACCAGAGGAGAUAUUUGAGCACGUUGCCCAUUUUUAACAGAAGUCAUACAGUACAGAGCCACAGUGAAAGUAAUGAAGGCCAUCAGUGUGGGAAAACCUACAGCUGGAAUCCAAAGCUUACUGUGUUAAAAAGAAAUCCUCCAGAAAUAAAUGCUUUUGAAUGCUGUGAAUGUGGAAAAGCCUUCAUGUAUCACGCAUCACAUAAGCAUCAUACCAGACCUCACACCGGAUGCAAUGCUUCUCAGUGUAAGAAAAGUGAAGAAGCCUGCAGUUGUCUCUCUCACCUAACUACUCCUAUGAGAACUCUUACUGGAAAGAAACCCCAUAAAUGUAAGGUAUGUGGGAAGGACUUCAUUUGUAUUUCAGCGCUUAAGCAUUCUGUGACAACACUCACUGGUGAGAAACACUAUGAAUGUAAUGAGUGUGGGAAAGGUUUCUGUAGUUUCUCAUCCUUCUGGACACAUGUGAGAGGUCAUAAGCAUGAAUGUAAAGAAUGUUAUAAAACCUGUAGUUGUCCUUUAUCCCUCAGUUUACGUAAAAAAUUUCGUAACAGGGCUAGGCCUUACGGAUGUAAGGAACGUGGGAAAGCCUUUAGUGAGACCACAUCCCUCACUCAAUAUAUAAGGGCUCACAGUGAAGAGAGGCCUUACGAAUGUAAGGAAUGUGGGAAAGCCUUUAGUCAGUCAUCACACCUCGCUGAACAUAUAAGAACUCAUAGUGGAGAGAGGCCUUACAAAUGUAAGGAAUGUGGGAAAGCCUUUAGUCAGUCAUCACACCUCACCACACAUAUAAGAACUCACAAUGGGCAGAGGCCUUAUGAAUGUAAGGAAUGUGGAAAAGCCUUUAGUCAGGCCUCAUCCCUGACUAUACAUAUAAGAACUCACAGUGCAAUUAGGCCUUAUGAGUGUAAGCAAUGUGGGAAGGUCUUUAGGCAAUCUGCAAACCUCACUACACAUAUAAGAAUUCAUCGUGGAGAGAGGCCUUAUGAAUGUAAGGAAUGUGGGAAAGCCUUUAGUCAUUCCUCAAACCUUACUACACAUAUAAGAUCUCAUUGUGGAGAGAGGCCUUAUGAGUGUAAGGAAUGUGGGAAAGCCUUUAGCCAAUCCUCAGCCCUCACUACACAUAUAAGAACUCACAGUGGAGAGAAGCCUUAUGAAUGUAAAGAAUGUGGGAAGACCUUUAGUCAUUCCUCAGCCCUCACUAUACAUAGAAGAACUCACACUGGAGAGAGGCCCUAUGAAUGUAAGCAAUGUGGGAAAGCCUUUAUUCAAGCCUCAUCCCUCACUACACAUAUAAGAACUCACACUGGAGUGAGGCCUUAUGAAUGUAAGCAAUGUGGGAAAGCCUUUAGUCAGGCCCUACACCUCACUCAACAUAAAAGAACACAUAGUGGAGAGAGGCCUUAUGAAUGUAAGCAAUGUGGGAAAGCCUUUAGUCAGGCUUCAUCCCUCACACAACACAUAAGAACUCACAGUGGUGUUAGGCCUUAUGAAUGUAAGGAUUGUGGGAAAACCUUUAGUGAGGCUUCAACCCUCACUAAGCAUAAAAGAACUCACAGUGGACUUAGGCCUUAUGAAUGUAAGCGGUGUGGGAAAGCCUUUAUUCAGGCCUCAUCCCUCACUAAACAUGUAAGAAUUCACAGUGAAGUUAGGCCUUAUGAAUGUCAUGAAUGUGGGAAAGCCUUUAGGAAGUCCUCUUGCCUCACUUCACAUAUACGAACUCACAGUGGGGAGAAGCCCUAUGAAUGUAAUAAAUGUGGGAAAGCCUUUAAUCGUUCCUCAAACCUCAGUUCACACCUAAGAACUCACAGUGGAGAAAAGCCUUAUAUAUGUGAAGAAUGUGGGAAAGCCUUUAGUCGUUCUUCAUACCUCACUUUACAUAUAAAAACUCACAGUGGAGAGAGGCCUUACAAAUGUAAGCAAUGUGGGAAAGCCUUUCGUGAUUCCUCAACCCUCACUACACACAUCAGAACACACAGUGGAGAGAGGCCUUAUAAAUGUAAGCAAUGUUGGAAAGCCUUUAGUUGUUCCUCAAACCUCUCUAGACAUAGACGAACUCACAUUGAAGAGCCUUUAUGAAUGUAAGGAAUGUGGGAAAGCCAUUAGUCUUUCCUCAGACCUCACUACACAUAAAAGAACUCACAGUGCAGAGACUCUUGUCAAAAGUGGGGUGUUUCAUUCUUAUUGCUAUAAUUUUAAACAGCAAAUUUCAAAGAGUGUGCGAUUAAAGAACAAAGUUACUCAUUGAGUAAGAAAGCAGUACUAACGCAAAGAAGAAGUCAUUAGAGCUACUUUUUGCCUUUGGGAGAAAUGACAGUUUCAUUGUAACUGUGGGGCUGUCGUCAAUGUUUGUUGCUUUCUGAGUCCAAGUUAAAUUCCCUUUCUUCAUGUCUUUGGCUAUUACAAAUAAAGCUGCAGGGAAUAGCCUUGAGCAAAUGUGGUUGUAUAUUUUUCUCAUGUUUUGUUGAUGUUAUUUUGCGUACAAUAAAAUAUACUGAUCUCUGAUCUCUAAUUUGGUUUAAGAGAUUUUUUUGUUUCCAUAUUUAUUACACUUCCUUUCAUUCUUUCCUGUUGUAAAGUUAACUCUUUUACCCUUUACAAUUAGUAAGUUUCUCGUUAAAAAAAAAAAAAAUCCCACUCCAUCGAGUCGAUUCCGACUCAUAGUGACUCUAUAGGACAACAUAGAAUUGCCCCAUAGGGUGUCCAAGGAGCAGCUGGUGAAUUCAAACUGCCGACCUUUUGGUUAGCAGCCAAGCUUUUAACCACUGUACCACCAGGGCUCCAAGUUUCUCCUAGGGUGGUGGUUUGUGACUUUGCAAAUAUUCUGUUUGUUAUCGUACUUUGACCUACUAAUUUUAGUCCCCAUUGGUAUUUAUUACCUAUGAUAGUUAUCCCCCACGCAUGUCAGUUUGUCCUUCUCUGGGGGUUGUGUGUUGCUGUGAUGCCAGAAACUAUGCCACUGGUAUUCAAAUACUAGCAGGUCACCCUUGGCAGACAGGUUUCAGCUGAGCUUCCAGACUAAGACAAUUUAGGAAGAAGGACCUGGCAGUCUACUUCUGAAAAAAAUUAGCCAAUGAAAACCUUCCGGAUAGCAGUGGAACAUCGAUAUAGUGCCAGAAGAUGAACCCCUCAGGUUGGAAGACACUCAAAAUAUGAUUUGAGAAUAGCUGCCACCUCAAAGUAGAGUCGACCUUAUUCAUGUGGAUGGAAUCAAGCUUUCAAUUGCCUCAUGUGCAUGCUAAAGCUGGCAAAGUGAAUUAGGAAUACUGGAGAAGAAUUGAUGCCUUUGAGUUGUGGUGUUGGUAAAGAUUAUUGAAUAUAUACCGUGGACUGCCAAAAGAAUGAACAAAUUUGUCUUGGAAGAAGUCCCGACCAGAAUGCUCUUUAGAAGCGAGGAUGAUGAGACUUUUUCUCGCAUAU
Molecule: messenger RNA, 3786 nt
Organism: Loxodonta africana (African savanna elephant)
Lineage: Eukaryota; Metazoa; Chordata; Mammalia; Proboscidea; Elephantidae
Product: zinc finger protein 883-like
Exons: 4
Coding region: 106-2445 (779 amino acids)
Biological process (GO): regulation of DNA-templated transcription
Source: RefSeq, a predicted model, not a curated record